This is a messenger RNA of Peromyscus leucopus (white-footed mouse), 1154 nucleotides long. Its product is annotated as zinc finger protein 431-like. The record is from RefSeq and is a predicted model, not a curated record. The coding region runs from base 81 to 1154 and encodes 357 amino acids. The transcript has 5 exons. NCBI's taxonomy places the organism in Eukaryota, Metazoa, Chordata, Mammalia, Rodentia, Cricetidae.
AAGAUGAUGUGCAUGUUGACUUCACUUGGGAAGAGUGGAAUUUGCUGGAUCAUUCCCAGAAGAAUCUCUACAAAGAUGUGAUGUUGGAGACCUACAGCAACCUUACUAUAAUAGGAUACAGUUGGGAAGACUGUAAUACUGAAGAACAUUAUCAAAGUUCUAGAAGACAUGUAAGGCAUGAAAGAAGCCAAACUGGAAGGAAACAUUCUGUAUAUACUCAAUGUAGUAAAAUCUUUGUAUAUGAGUCCCAUCAUUUUCAAAGGCAUGAAAGAACACAUACUGGAAAUAAACCAUAUGAAUGCAAUCAAUGUGGUAAUUCCUUUAACCAACAAAGUCUUCUUCAAAUGCAUAAAAGAACACAUCCUCGAGAAAAACCCUAUGAAUGCAAUCAAUGUGGUAUAGCCUUUGCCUAUCACACCUUUGCAUGUCAAAGGAAUCUUCAAAAGCAUAAAAGAACACAUACUGGAGAGAAACCCUAUGUAUGUAAUCAGUGUGGUAAAGCCUUUACAAAACACAGUAAUCUUCAAAUGCUUAAAAGGACACAUACUGGAGAGAAACCCUGUGUUUGUAAUCAGUGUGGUAAAGCCUUUGCAUGUCAUAGUAAUCUUCAAAUGCAUAAAAGAACACAUGCUGGAGAGAAACCCUAUGAGUGUAAUCAGUGUGGUAAAGCCUUUUUAUGUCACAGAGAUCUUCAAAGGCAUGAAAGAAUACAUACUGGAGAGAAACCCUAUGAAUGUAAUCAGUGUGGUAAAGCCUUUGUAUGUCAAAGUAAUCUUCAAAUACAUAAAAGAACACAUACUGGAGAGAAACCCUAUGUAUGUAAUCAGUGUGGUAAAGCCUAUGCAUGUCAAAAAAGUCUUAAAAUGCAUAAACGAACACAUACUGGAGCAAAACCCUAUGUAUGUAGUCAGUGUGAUAAAGCCUUUGCACAACACAAUUAUCUUCAAAUUUAUAGAAGAACACAUACUGGAGAGAAACCCUAUGAAUGUAAUCAGUGUGGCAAAGUUUUUGCACGUCACAGUGCUCUUCAAAGGCAUGAAAGAAUACAUACUGGAGAGAAACUCUAUGAAUGUACUCAGUGUGGUAAAGCCUUUGCAGAUCAUAGUAAUCUUCAAAAGCAUAAAAGAAGGCAUACUGGAGAGAAACCCUAUUAA